AUGUCGGAUUUCGAUGUGGCUUUCAAAUUCUUGUUGGAAAACCCAACCAUGGAGGUUUUCAUUGGAUUCGCAACACAAGUGGAAAUGAUGGCGUCGAGAAUUCCAUCCGACGAGAUGAAAUCGAACAUUUUGAAAGUGUUCACUUCAAUUUUGAGUGACAGAAAAUUCCAUGAAAUUCGUGUGAAUGAAGAGGUCUUGCGCAUCUACAAUCUUCUCGCUGGUUGCAGUCAACGACUUGGAGCAACUGGAGUUUAUGAGCAAAUCGAGAAGAAAGGAUAUUUCGAGAAGUCGCUCAAAUUCCAUCUACAAUGGGCUGAACAAUAUGGAAAGGCGAACAAUCUGGAGAAGUUCAAACAUGUUCUUGAUCUUGCUCGGGACAGAUUGAAGUCCACAAUGGCGAACAACAAAAUCGAAGCUGGGUUCCGCGAUCUUGCCGAUUCAUAUUUCAAAGACGAUGUCGAUUAUCUAUUCCUCGACCCUGAUAACACAAUGGCAAUCUUCGAUUCUCGUUACAUUGGAAAACCCAAAAAUCGACGAAGAUCAUCGAUAAAUAUGUUGAGAAGAGGUUGCCCAGUUGUUGAUCCGACCAAGAAGAACUUUUUCGGACCAAAAAGUAGGUGUUUUGUGUUUGUGCUGGAAACUAAAUUAUUGUUUUUUUCAGCAAAAAGCUUACUGAGAAGUGAAUUUUUGGAUGGCGAAAAUGGAUUUGGAACAUCGCCUGAAGAGUUUCGAUUUGCACUCCUCAAUGAUGUGGCGGGUGAUGAGAUGGAUAUUGAGAUGGACGAAGAAACUCAUAUUGUUCCAAACAAUAAAACUGCUGAUUUUUCGAUUGUCAAAAAUGAAAAUCGUCGUCGUCAACUCUCGAUUGUCGAUGAAGAACGAAACACAUCAGAUGAGGCGGAUUCGGAGAAAAAAUCUCGAAUUUAUUCACCAAUUGUUGCAACCAAAGAUGCGAUUCGAGUGCCACUUCGAAAUGCUUCAUUUCUCAACGAAAAACCACCCACCACAAUCACUCUUUCUUCCGACACCAAACUCAGCGCAUUUGAUAAUGAAUCGUUUGGCGAAAUUGAGAAGGAUAAUAAUGAAAAAUUGAGAGAAAUGGAAAGUGGACGAAAAGAAAGAACAAGUUCAGAGUCUGAAAAAUCGACACGUUCUCAAAAAUCCAACGUUGGUCUUGAUAUUUUGGCCGAAAAUAAUUGUUUGGAGGCACAUGCCGCAUUUUCGGACACUGUUCACAUUGGAAAAGAAAGAACUAUGAUGCAUGAAGAACAUACAAUGAUGGAAGAUUUGAAGAGUUUGGCAUCCACUCAAAAUGUUACAACUGAUUUUUCAGUUUAUUGUGAUCCUGAUCCAACCUUUGUUGUUCAUUCAAAUGCUGUGAAUUCGGAAGAUGUUCCACGUGGUUUGAAUAUGCGAUAUGAUGAGCAAUCACCGGAACAUCAAGAAGUUUUGAAGCCAAAACCAGUUGUUGAAGUUGGAGCCAUGGAUGAUGCUUCAUACAAUACUCCACCGAGCACAAAAACAACUGAAAAGUGUAAGUUAAAUAAUCCAAAAGAUUUUGAACAAUGAUAAUUAUUUUUUUUUAGAUUGGGAUGAUUCAUUGAUUGUUGGUUUUACACCUGGAAAUGUUAUCACAUCAACACCAGCAGCUCAUAUUCCAUUUGUGAAUGUGGAGGAUUAUUUUGGAAACACUCAAAAUAUUGAAAAACCACAAGAAGAACGACCGCAAUUUGUUAUUCCUGAUGCAACAGGAAUCCUUCAAAAUCGAUUGAAUCGUCGAAAAUCGACGGCACCAGCAAAACAAGUUGAAGUCGAAACGAAACCAACGCCAUUUGAUGAAUCGCUUUCCGAACAACUUGGAAGACGCUUGUCACUUGGACCUGAAGAAAUGGCGAACAAAUUGGUUGAAGCUGCACCGGUCGAAGUUGAAGAAACUGGGCGAAAAGAUCGACGAAGAAGUGAGGUGAUUCGACAAGAAAACAAUCCAUGGGAUGAGAAUUUGCGGGCUCGAAUCAUGCGAGUUGUGCCAACUCCAACAAAUAUGCACGAAUUCGAGACGAUUAGCCCGAAAAUCCUUGCCAUGAAAUCGUUUGAAGCUGGCGGUGAGACUUAUGAUAUUCGAACUCUUCUCGGACAAGGUGGAUAUGCAAAGGUGUAUAAGGCAAUUACAGAGGAAAAGAAAAUGGUGGCGGUCAAGGUAAUUAAUCAAAUUAUUAAUAAGAUAGUUAAUUGGUGAAUUAUUUCAGUACGAGAUUCCAUCGUGUGCUUGGGAAGUUUACAUUUGCGAUCAAAUGAGAACUCGAUUGUUGGCAAGAAAUGAUUUGACCACGCAGAUUAUUGCCAAUCAAUGUAUUAUGCAAGUCACUGACGCCUACAUUUUCUCAAAUGCUUCACUUCUCGUCAACGAAUAUCAUGAAUUUGGAAGUCUUCUCGACAACAUCAACAAUUCGAAAGAUCCAAAUUGGCAUAUCUCUUGCUUUUUGCUUGUUCAACUCGCCAAAAUUCUCGAACAAGUUCACGAAUGCGGAAUUGUUCAUGGUGAUAUCAAACCGGACAAUUUUAUGAUUACACGGAAAAUUGAUAUGGGUUGGGAAGCGGAUAAAUUGAUGGGAACCGAUGUGUUUGUUGUGAAAUUGAUUGAUUGGGGAAGAGCGAUUGAUAUGUCGAGAUUGAAGGAGAGAGAAUUCAAGGGACGAGCUGGAACUGAAGGAUUUGAUUGUCCGGAAAUGAUUGUAUGUUUUUUUGAUUAUUGAUUUAUUUUUAAGAUAAUGAUUUUUAAGGAUGGUCGCGGCUGGACUUAUCAACCAGAUUUCUUUGGUUAUGCUGCAACAAUGACUGUUCUUAUUUCUGGAACUUAUAGCAAAGUCGUUGGCUCGGAACUUGGAGACUAUUCGUUAGAUGUCGACAUCAAGAGACGAAACAAAUUGCGUGAUCCAGCUAUGGAAAUCGUCAAAGACUAUUUGAACAUCCCAUCUUGCUCACAACUUCCGAAAUGGUCAACUGCAAUCGACUCGUUCACCAAUGUUUGGCGAGAGAAUUUCGAUAUUUCGGCAUGGAGACAAGCUGCCGCGAAAUUCAAUGAAGCUUGCGAGAAAUCCAAAAAAUGA
Molecule: messenger RNA, 3107 nt
Organism: Caenorhabditis angaria
Lineage: Eukaryota; Metazoa; Nematoda; Chromadorea; Rhabditida; Rhabditidae
Source: the annotation of a GenBank genome assembly